Molecule: messenger RNA, 1978 nt
Organism: Melanotaenia boesemani (Boeseman's rainbowfish)
Lineage: Eukaryota; Metazoa; Chordata; Actinopteri; Atheriniformes; Melanotaeniidae
Gene: ccdc14
Product: coiled-coil domain containing 14
Exons: 11
Coding region: 173-1858 (561 amino acids)
Biological process (GO): protein localization to centrosome
Cellular component (GO): centriolar satellite
Source: RefSeq, a predicted model, not a curated record
GCAACAGCUAAUAAACUGCAGAAGAAGAAAAGCCACAGACAGUGUUUUCCAGAGAAAACACCACUUCUCUGGACUUCCAGGCGGACAGCAGACCCUGAACAGACGCCCACUUCUUAACCAACAUCUCUACAUUUUUUUUCAGUCUGAUUUCUGACUGAAGCCGCCACGAACAAUGGACGGAAAAGCUAAAAACAAGGUGGUGACAUCAGGAAGACUGACUGGAGCAGGUAAAGUGGGUAGACUAUCCCCAAAUGUGGUGCAAGCAGCCCGGCCUGACCCAGCUUAUUCCCUGUACUCCACAGACUCUGAGGACCAGGCCACCUCUCUCCACAAGGGUCUGGACUACUGUGCUGCCUUGCUAAAUGGCAUCCUUCAGACAGACAAUGCAGCCUCUCCAGACCUUUCCAGAAAACUAAAAACAGGAGCAACUAAAUCAAGACCAUCCUCCACCUCACACGGAAAGAAGAGCACUAAGAAGCUCCUAUUUAAAACAGCUUCACCUCUUUCCAGAACAAUGAAGGUUGGAGCAAAAUCAAGACCAUUGACCUCAGAGGGAAAGACCACCAUGAAGAAACUGCCCACAAAAACAGUAUUGGCUACAAACCAGCAGAGUUCUCAGUCAGGCCUGCAUGGACCUGGCAGAUCAGCUCCAAGGACUUCGAGACAACUCCUGCAACGUCACAACCUAAAACCUCCAAACCUUUCAGACCCUGACCCUCCAUCUCAGCUUGACAUGACCGUCCGGCUUCCUGCUCAGCUUCCAACCUCUCUAACAGGUCAAACUGAAGGUCGGAGUGUUUCUGAACACACACACUGUGAAUCAGAGAGAGAAGAGGAGCUGGUUCCUGUUAGAGACACAAACAUCCAGAGAUGUGCAGAAUCCCAGCCAGCUGUCAUCUGCACGGCGAGGAUGUCCAGUCUGCAGCUGGAAACGAGACAGGAGGAUAAAAUCCCUGCGGAGGAGGAGAGCUGCGACAGGACAGAAGAAAAGAUGAAAACAGUUCAGGGUCUGCUGGGAGAACUCAGGACUCUGAUCUCUGGAGAAGACAGUGAAGCAGAGAGGCUGCUCAGCCAUCUGGAGCAGGUUGUUUCUUCACCACAGCUGAACAUUAGUGGCUCAAACAUCCCGGCUUUUGGAGCGGUGGCUGCAUCUUUACAGCAGAUUUAUCAGGAAGAGGAAACGCUCUGUAACUCUGAAGUGCUGCAGGAUGAACUCCUCAUAGCUCAGUCCAGACUACAGGAGCUCCAGAAUGACUUGGCAGAGCUACGGAAAGCCCUUCAGGACACACAGAACCAGCUGCAGAACACAGAGGUGGAGAAUUCACUCAUAAAGAAAGACUUGGAGCUUACAAGAAGUCGACUGCUAGAAAGUGAGCGAGAAAAGCGCGAGCAAGCCGCACUUUCCCAGAAAAGACUGGAGGAGAUAGGAAAACUGAAAAGGUUUAUUCAGAUGCAGUGUUAUUCAGAUCGUUGUGAUGUUGAUGAAAACUCAGUCACAGAACAUUUCAGCCAACACACUGAUGGACAGGAUCCAGCCGAGCCUUCCGCUGAUCGGAUCAACCGGUACCUGAUGUCUCUGAGCGAAGUGGAGCCCACUCACAUGCAGCCUGUGUGUACGGCUGCUCCUCAACAGAACCUUCAUCCCAAACCAUUGAGUGUGGGUGACACCCUUAGAUGUGGGCGGCCAUUCAGCUGUACAUCACAGUGUGACGGGGAAUCUGUGUGGUCUUAUUGGAGCAUGAAGUCCGGGUCAACCUUUAACACCAGAGACGAGGCAGCGUUCAGAGACGGCCUGGCAGCUCUGGACGCCAGCAUUGCCAGUCUGCAGGAAACAAUUCAACUGGACCUGAAGAAGUGACGCCAACUGAAUGUAGAAACUACGCUUUCCUACAGCCUGUGAAGCAUUCUGCUUUUAGACUUUUCUGAUUUGUUAAAGAAAGUAAAAUUUAAGAAAUAAAAUAAAACUUUUUAAAAAGCA